AUGUCGGAGACUGGCCGCGGAAGGGCUUCCAAUGCCCGGCCGCCCCUCGCAGAUGCUACCCAGCGCGUCAACAACACUUCAUCCAAAGUCCCCGUCGUCAAAUCAUCAAAGUCACGCGAUAAAUCUUCGAGCAGAGCCCAUCACAACAUCACAUCCGAUGAGCUCCCCAUAACCCAUGCGCGAGCAGCAGCUUCCGCCGCCAGCUCUCGUAACCCUGUGGCAAGAGCGAGAGCGUCGCAAGACACCGACCCAACGAAGCGACACUCGCAGGUAUCGCAGGCCUCUACCGCUGCUUCUAGCAAACGAAGCAGCGGCUACUCUUACAAGACACACAUCGGACCAUGGCUACUCGGCAAGACCCUUGGAAAGGGUUCUUCGGCUCGUGUGAGGCUUUGCAAGCACCGCAUUUCUGGCGAAUUGGCCGCCGUCAAGAUUGUUCCCAAGAAAACCGCCUACCUGAUUCAGGCCGGUAGCCUCGCAGAGCUACACGACUAUGACGACAGUCUGCCUGAGAGAAUCAAUGGCGAGAUGCGCGUGCCCUUGUCCAUCGAGCGCGAAGUGGCCAUCUUGAAGCUGGUCGACCACCCCAACGUUAUGAAGGUGUAUGAUAUCUGGGAGAAUCGCUCAGAAAUUUAUCUGGUACUCGAGUAUGUCGAACAGGGUGACUUAUUCGACUACAUCAAUACCCAUGGUCGCUUCUCGGAGGAAGGCGCCAUGUUCGUUUUUCGGCAGAUGAUGAGCGCACUGCAAUACUGUCAUUCCUUCAACAUUUGUCAUCGUGACCUCAAGCCCGAGAACAUCCUCUUGACGGCCGACAACAAGGUUAAGAUUGCCGACUUUGGCAUGGCUGCCCUGCAUCAAUCCGCGGAUCAUCGCCUGGUUACUGCCUGUGGAAGUCCUCACUAUGCUGCCCCGGAACUUCUGAAGCACAAGCAUUAUCGAGGAGACAAGGCCGAUAUUUGGUCCUUGGGGAUCAUUCUCUAUGCCUUGCUGGCUGCAUGUCUUCCAUUCGACGACCCGGACAUCGGAGCUCUGUUACAGAAAACCAAGAGGGGAACAUACGAGAUUCCAGAGUUCUUGAGUCCGGAGGCCAAGGAUCUCAUUCGGCGUAUGCUCAUCGCCAAUCCUGACACAAGAAUCUCCAUCAAGGACAUGUGGCAGCAUCCUCUGAUCCGUAAAUAUGACUACCUCGACAACCUCAGCACCAACGGACAAUCAACGGACCUCCGGAAGAGCUUCCACUACACCCCGUUGAAGCCCCACGAAGUUGACCCCCACCUGGUCAGACAACUUCGGUCCAUGUGGCACAUGCUCACAGAACACCAGAUCAAGUUGAAGCUUAUGGAUUCCGCGAAAAAUGACCAAAAGCUUUUCUAUUGGCUCCUGUAUGAUUAUCGGAAGAAGCAACUGGAGAACUUUCUUCCAGAACUCACCCAAUCUCCGAGCGAUUACCAUCAUCUUCAUGAGCCUGUCUGGAAGAAGAGGGUGUCGACGGUCGAGUUCAAUCAGCCUCGUGCAGACGGCACUGGCAGAAGUGUUUCUCGUUUCACCGUCAUCUCUCAUGUCGCAGAGACAGAUGACGGAACGGUUCAAAGCUAUGAUCCCUACAACUCUAGCAAACCGAUGCGUGGCCACUCUCAGGCCAGUCAUGCCAAGAUUGUAGUACACCGCACUCGUCGUGGAUCUAUGAAACGAGAGAACACCCACACAAGCCAGCUGUCGCGCAUUAAAACUGGCUCAACGGUUCGUCAUUCUCGCGUCAACUCUCAGCGUACGGUUGCCUCUCGCUUCCAAUCUCCUCGCAACUCCAUGAAUUCCCUGCACAGCAGCAGACAGGGAACGCCUUACGCACGGCCAGCUUCUCGCCACAAGCGCGGUAUCGACUUUUCUCACAUAAGAAGAAAGUCCAACGAGCACGGCGAAAAGCGGCGUCGAGGAACUCCCCUCACGAUUCCCACCGAGGGCGAGGUGAGGGCCAAGUCUCCAACGAGUCCCGUCAGUCCCGUCAGUCCCGUGAGCCCCCCGAAGCAGGUUUCGGUCAUGGACAGGCCCAGACCGAAGCUGAAGAUUGUUAAACCUCGGGAUCCUGUUCACGUGGUCAACGAAGAAGUGCGAAACUUCAGUCACAGCAUUGCCAAAGACUGCGACGAAAUCUUCGGGAACUCGAUGAUCGCCGACGAACCUAGCGAGUUAGGUACGGACGAUGGUUCAGAUGGAAAGCGAGACUCCAGACUUUCGUUCACCAUUCCGACUCCAACAUCCGCGCAAGCGAAUACUCCCUUCCAUCCGUGGGAUACGCGCCCUCUGCCCCCUCUGCCUCCUCCCAAGAAGCAAGCUCCGCCUAUACCUGUGACGGCGAAGACCGAAAAGGUUAAUGAUAAGACGAGAGAUGGACAUCAGACUGGCCGAGUCGGAAAGUUUGUCGAUCAAGUCAACCGCCUGGGCUUUCCCUCUUUGAUGGCCAAGCAGGACCGGCGUACUGUUUCUGCACCUCCACCCAGUCAAAACGGCAUGACAUCUGCCCGUCUUCCAGCAAUCAAUGAGAAUGGACGAGAGUCGGAGUCUUCAUACUAUCCAGGGGACAAUGACAGAAACCGCAUCGUCUCUGCCCCGCCUAAGACCCCAAGUGGCCGGGCCAACGCAGAUGGGUUGGAGUAUCUUGUCGGACGAGGCGACACGAUACGGGUGGUCAACUCUCCUAGUGCGACGAGCCCCGUUCCCAAGCCGCUCAACGUGCGGAAGAAGACGGCCGACCGCCCAGCUCAAGGUGACCCAGUUGACGAGCGAUGUGUAUACAUGCACGGAGCUUCCGGCACAGACGAGCCGCCAACGCCAUCGACGGGAACUUACAGCAGCGGGCCCGGCAAGCAGAAGAAGUCAUUGUGGUUCAAGCGAUCCUCGAAGGACAGCACCUCCCAAGAGGGCAGUAUCCAUACUGUUGCGACCCAAGAGACACAGGCGUACAGCAUGACAAGCCAGUCCACCGACCCUGCUCGAUCAGAGAUCCAGCCUCAUGUUGUACCCCCACCGGUGCCGGCAAAGAAGAAAGGUUUUGGUCUUCUAUUUUGGAAGAGCAACAAGGGCCCGGAAUAUGACGAUUCUCACUCUCCUGAGCCCACCCGAGGUAUUGGACACAAGCCGAGCCGAAAUUCCGCUAGAAGCUGGAAUGGCUCUGAGAGCGGGGUGCGCAACAUUGAGGUGCAGCAGAAUUGGCUGGCUCGGCUUUUUGGUGUGAAGCCCGCCACGAGCUACGUGUGCCUGGCCAUAUCGCGCAAGCGAGCUCGCCAAGAAAUUGCGAUUCUCCUUAAAGACUGGCGACGUUAUGGUAUGAGAGAUAUCCAGGUCGACAAGGAGAGAAACAUUGUGUUCGCCCGCUCGACCCGAGACGCUAUCAUGGCUGACAAGGAGUAG
Colletotrichum chrysophilum is the source of this 3411-nucleotide messenger RNA. RefSeq lists its product as uncharacterized. Gene Ontology annotation, molecular function: protein serine/threonine kinase activity; ATP binding. Gene Ontology annotation, biological process: protein phosphorylation; intracellular signal transduction. The coding region runs from base 1 to 3411 and encodes 1136 amino acids. The record is from RefSeq and is a predicted model, not a curated record. Lineage: Eukaryota; Fungi; Ascomycota; Sordariomycetes; Glomerellales; Glomerellaceae. Gene Ontology annotation, cellular component: cytoplasm. The transcript is spliced from 5 exons.